AUUACCUUUCUCAAGGGAUAGAUCUCUCUGGAAUAGAAGUAAUUGAAAAUGACCUGCUUUUUAUCGCAAGAGCUCGGCUUGAGGUGGAAAAUCAGGCUAAAAGGUUGCUUGAGCAAGGUGUGGAGACUCAGAAUCCUACUCAAGUGGGAACUGCUCUUCAGGUUUUCCAUAACCUUGGGACUUUGAAGGAUACCAUUGCUAAUGUGGUAGACGGAUACUGUGCAGUCCUGGAGGAGAACAUAAAAAAUGCUUUGGAUAUCAAAGUAUUGACCCAACCAUCUCAAACUGUUACAAGAGGUGGCCCUGGUAGAGCUGCUAUGCCAACACCUGGGAACACAGCAGCUUUUCGAGCAGCCCUCUGGACAAACAUGGAGAAACUCAUGGAUCAGAUCUGUGCUGCUUGCGGACAGGUGCAGCAUUUGCAGAAAGUAUUGACAAAGAAAAGAGAUCCUGUGUCACAUGUCUGCUUCAUAGAGGAAAUAGUUAAGGAUGGCCAGUCUGAUAUUUUGUACAAAUUCUGGACUGCAGUAACUCAGACACUUUCCUCUCAGUUUCAGUCAGCAACAGACUCCUCUAUGUUUUUGAAACAAGCUUUUGAAGGAGAAUACCCUAAAUUACUGAGGCUUUACAAUGACUUGUGGAAGCGCCUGCAACAAUAUAGUCAAAAUAUUCAGAGGAAUUUUAACACAAAUGGAACUACUGAUCUCUUUGCUGAACUACAACAAAUGGAAGAAGAUACACAGGACAUAUUCAUGCAAAAAAACCAAGAUUAUGAUCCAGAAAAGGCAUUGAAAGAUUCCUUGCAACAGUAUGAAGCUGCUUAUUUGUCAAAAUCCUUAUCUCGGCUCUUUGACCCCAUCAAUCUUGUCUUCCCUCCUGGAGGUCGGAAUCCUCCUUCUUCUGACGAGCUUGACAGCAUCGUUAAAACUAUAGCCAGUGAGCUAAAUGUGGCUGCUGUUGAUCCGGACCUGAGUUUAGCUGUGGCAAAAAAUGUGGCAAAGACCAUUCAGCUCUAUGGUGUAAAGUCUGAGCAGCUUCUUUCUACUCAAGGAGAUGCCAGUCAGGUGAUUGGACCUCUCACAGAGGGUCAGAGGAGGAACGUGGCCGUGGUGAAUUCACUGUACAAACUGCACCAGUCGGUUCUGAAGGUCAUUACCAACCAGAGCUCCUUUCCAGCAGCCGCUGAGCAAACAGUCACAACUGCGUUAAAGGCAGUCCAUGAUCUAAUGGGUAGUGCUGUUCAACCAUUACUGAACUCUGUAGGAGAUUCGGUAGAAGCUAUUAUCAUCACUAUGCACCAGGAAGAUUUUUCUGGAUCAUUAUCCAGCUCAGGAAAACCAGAUGUCCCUUGUUCUUUGUACAUGAAAGAACUACAGGGUUUUAUAGCAAGAGUCAUGAGCGACUACUUCAGACAUUUUGAGUGUUUUGACUUUGUCUUUGAUAACACUGAAGCCAUGGCUCAAAGAGCAAUUGAACUUUUCAUUCGCAAUGCCAGUCUAAUAAGACCCCUCGGUGAAGGUGGGAAGAUGCGGCUUGCGGCGGAUUUUGCACAGAUGGAGUUAGCAGUAGCACCGCUGUGUCGGCGAGUCUCUGACCUAGGAAAAUCUUACAGACAGCUGAGGUCGUUCAGACCGCUGCUGUUCCAGACCAGUGAGCAUAUUGCCAGUAGCCCAGCUCUGGGAGAAGUUAUUCCAUUCAGCAUUAUUCUUCAGUUCUUAUUUACAAGAGCACCACCAGAGUUAAAAUCACCCUUCCAGAGGGCUGAGUGGUCCAUUGCCCGCUACUCCCAGUGGCUUGAUGAUCAUCCAUCUGAAAAAGACAGGCUUGCUCUCAUACGUGGUGCCCUGGAAGCCUAUGUUCAGUCAGUGAGGACAAGAGAGGGGAAGGAGUUUGCCCCUGUCUAUCCCAUAAUGGUUCAGCUGCUGCAGAAAGCGAUGACGACCCUUCAGUGA
This is a messenger RNA of Balearica regulorum gibbericeps (East African grey crowned-crane), 1952 nucleotides long. The record is from RefSeq and is a predicted model, not a curated record. NCBI's taxonomy places the organism in Eukaryota, Metazoa, Chordata, Aves, Gruiformes, Gruidae.